This is a messenger RNA of Microbotryum saponariae, 2656 nucleotides long. The record is from the annotation of a GenBank genome assembly. Lineage: Eukaryota; Fungi; Basidiomycota; Microbotryomycetes; Microbotryales; Microbotryaceae.
AUGAGUAAUCUGAGCCCGAUCGCGAUGUUCGGUUCGAAUGAUUUGGCACUCUGGGGUGCGAACUGGGGAUGUUCGAUCCCCCAGCGUAGAAGUCAGUCCUUGUUCGUCCACAAGCUCCAACAUCGGCACCUUGACACUAUGCAAGAUCGGGAGCCGAAGACUUUGCAAGCCAAGAGGGAUGAAGAGCAUCACCUAGGCAACUCGUCGACCGGCGACAACGACCUGACGCUCGAUCAGCUUCGAGCGAAGAAUGGCGGGGUCGGUCAAGCAACAGUCGUCGCAGCCGGUGGCAUCGUUUUGGAGGAGAUCGAGACCGAUCCUGAACAGGUUACGACGAGGUGGGAACUGUGGAGCUAUUACGUCUACUAUGUGAGCACUGAACUGGGUCUUGUUCUUGCUUCGGUGGGCACUGACUCAGCUUGGACCUCCUCCCUCACCUCAUGCAACUGACCCGGCGACCGCGGCAAUUUCCCCGAUCGUCUCGACCCUGGCCCCCUGUAAUAGAUUGGCAAUUCGGGACUAGGACGUGAGUCACGCUUCUUCAUGAUACAAGGUCACUGUAGAUAUCGAUAUACCUAUUCAAUUUUGCUUUCACUACCUCGUCAAUGCCAGCCUUCAACUUUGGCCCCACGCAGUUCCAAAAUCUGCUCUACUACGCCGGCCACAACCUCGGCACCAACGACCCCUGUGAUAGCUCAGUCCCAUGCGUGCUCCCUGCUUUCGGUCAAGCCGAACGGAAUGUCAGCUCCACGGUUCUUGUCGCGAAUGGUAUCUCGUUCGCAAUCCAAGUGGUACGUCUGCUACACCGUCCAGAUUUCAUUUCCGACGCCCGAACUGAAUUGAGCCUCGUCGUUUCGGUUCGAUAGGUCAUCUUCCUGAUGAUCGGAUCGUAUGCGGAUUAUGGCACCUGGAGGCCCUGGAUCCUCAUCUUCUGGACGACUGUGGCCAUCGCCGUUUCCUUUGCCUGGCUCGGAGUCGAUACCCCAGACAAGUGGCAAGCCGCCACAGCGCUCUACAUCAUCGGCCUCAUUGCCUACCAGGGUGCUCUUGCCUACUGGGCCGCAGCUUUCCCUCGUCUGUCUCGCAACCUUCCCGAAAUGCAACAAGCGCAAACGGAUCUCGUUGCGGGCGAGACGACGUUGGAAGCAUUCAACACGCUCGAUAUGAUGUCGAGGAACAGGUUGUCCAAUAUCGCUUUCGCAGUUUGUUCGCUAGGCGAGGUGGUCGUUUUGUUCAUCCUGGCUGGGAUCCUGUAUGGGAUCAAGGCGAACGGUUCGGUGGCUCAAAAUACAAGAGCCCUCUCGAUCGUUUGGUAAGUCGAGUGCAUGAGCUUCCAGGUCCGUGGUGCUCGGUUCGCUCACCUCUAACUCUGCUUCCCGCAGCGCAUACUCAGCAGCUGUCUGGAUCCUCUGUGCCCUUCCAUGGUUCAUCCUUGAAAAACACCGGCCUGGACGUACCCUACCUCCCGGGACGAACUACUUUACUGUCGGAUUCAAGAAUCUUUACAUCGCCGCGAAAAAGAUGUACAAGCUCAAGGAUGCGAUGUUCUACUUUGUAAGUGGGCUUCCGCCGGCUCUUUCCGUCCGAGUGGAAGCAAAAUCUGACCGGGAGCUAUCCUCUUCCUGCUUUCAGGCUUUCUACUUCUUGUUCAAUGACGUCUUGGCUACAGGAGUGAGUCAGAGUUGGGGUACUCCCCCCACGCCUCGGAAAUGCCUCUGUGUGGUUGAUGUUUAUCGUGUCCUGCUAUUUUCUGGCAGGUCACCGUCAUUUCAACUUUGCAGUAUGCGACGGUCACUUUCGAUACGAUCACGCUCAACUGGCUGCUUCUGGUGUAAGUCGGUCGUACACGAAAGAGCUGCCACGCGGGAGGAUCAACGUGACCUUGCCGUCGUCCCCACAGCGGAAUUGUUGCCCAAGGUGCCGGCGUCUACAUCUUUUGGAGGAUCCAAAAAUUCUGGCAGGUUUCGACUCCUCGCAUGUUCCACUAUGUCGUCGGAUCAGUCAUGUUGCUUAGUUCGUCUAUCACUUCCAGUUUCUCUCUCUUCUGUUUUCGACGACUGAGUUCGUGUGUCCUUUGAUCCUUCCUCUCACCAGUCGUUUGGGGCAUGAUCGGUAACUGGACGACUAAGUUUGGCUACCACAACAAGUGGGAGUUCUGGCUGUAUCAAGGUAAGCGAGUCCUUGUUGCAGAUCGCUUAUCCAUAACAAUAGCUAAAAUUCAACUCGUCCCCACCCUCACGAUCAUUAGUCGUCUACGGCCUCGGCGGCUGCACGUGGUACUCGUACUCGCAAACGAUGAUCAGCGAAUUUACCCCCGCCGGCCACGAGUUUCUGUUCUUCAGUCUCUUCACCAUCUCAGGCAAAUCGUCGUCUUUCAUCGGGCCUUUCGUGACGAGUGCGAUCUCGAACCGAACGAGUGAGUCGACUUUCGUACAGCUCAGUCUCUUGCCCCUGGAGAAUCGCAGCCGAUCCGACGGUCUUCCCUAUCCCUCCACAAUGGCUAGACAAUGUUUCGGCCUCGUUCUACUUCCUCUUCGCCCUCGGUAUCGUGGCGUGCGGUAUCCUACCUUUCCUCGACGUCGAACGAAGUCAUCGCGAUUGCGCGGCGUUCAUCGAAGCGGAGAAGCAAGAGUUGGAGGUUCACAAAUUCGAAUAG